Calidris pugnax (ruff) is the source of this 4807-nucleotide messenger RNA. It is a transcript of the gene TRIM23, whose product is annotated as tripartite motif containing 23. The transcript has 11 exons. Gene Ontology annotation, molecular function: GTPase activity; zinc ion binding; GTP binding. The coding region runs from base 46 to 1800 and encodes 584 amino acids. Gene Ontology annotation, cellular component: cytoplasm; lysosomal membrane; plasma membrane. The record is from RefSeq and is a predicted model, not a curated record. Gene Ontology annotation, biological process: intracellular protein transport; vesicle-mediated transport. Lineage: Eukaryota; Metazoa; Chordata; Aves; Charadriiformes; Scolopacidae.
CGGGCUCCUUCCUGCCGCGGGCUGCGCCGCUCCGCCCUCUCCAAGAUGGCAGCCGUCGGUGUAAACAAGGUCGGGGCCGGUGCCGGGAUGGAGGGCAGCCGGGGAUCCGGCGGUGGCGGCGGCCGCGGCCCCGGCCCGGCUGGCGCCGCAGUGAAGGUUCUUGAGUGUGGAGUCUGUGAAGAUGUAUUUUCUUUGCAAGGUGACAAAGUUCCCCGGCUGCUUUUGUGUGGCCAUACUGUCUGCCAUGACUGUCUUACCCGGCUCCCCCUUCAUGGCAGAGCAGUUCGUUGUCCUUUUGAUCGACAAGUUACUGAACUAGGAGAUUCUGGUGUCUGGGGCUUGAAAAAGAAUUUUGCUUUGUUGGAGCUCUUGGAACGGUUGCAGAAUGGACCUGCUGGGCAGUGUGGGACAUCAGAAGAAGCCAUUGGCCUGUCUGGAGAGAGUAUCAUCCGGUGCGAUGAAGAUGAGGCCCACGUUGCGUCUGUGUAUUGCACCGUCUGUGCCACUCACCUGUGCGCAGACUGCUCCCAGCUUACCCAUUCCACAAAGACACUAGCGAAACACAGGCGUGUUCCUCUUGCUGAUAAGCCUCACGAGAAGACCAUGUGCUCCCAACACCAAGUACAUGCCAUUGAGUUUGUUUGUUUGGAAGAGGGUUGUCAGGCGAGUCCUCUUAUGUGCUGUGUCUGCAAAGAAUACGGGAAGCAUCAAGGUCAUAAGCAUUCUGUCUUGGAACCAGAAGCCAACCAGAUUCGUGCAUCCAUUUUAGACAUGGCCCACUGCAUAAGAACUUUCACAGAAGAAAUCUCAGAUUAUUCCAGAAAAUUAGUUGGAAUUGUUCAGCAUAUAGAAGGAGGAGAACAAAUAGUUGAAGAUGGAGUUGGAAUGGCCCAUACUGAACAUGUACCAGGGACUGCAGAGAACGCUCGCUCAUGUGUCCGAGCCUAUUUUUCUGAUCUUCAUGAAACCCUUUGUCGUCAGGAGGAAAUGGCUCUUAGUGUUGUUGAUGCUCACGUGAGAGAGAAAUUGAUUUGGCUCAGGCAACAGCAAGAAGACAUGACCAUCCUCUUGUCACAGGUUUCAACAGCUUGUCUUCAUUGUGAAAAGACUUUACAACAGGAUGACUGCAGAGUAGUGUUGGCGAAACAGGAAAUUACAAGAUUGCUAGAGACAUUACAGAAACAGCAGCAGCAGUUUACAGAACUUGCAGAUCACGUACAGCUGGAUGCUAGCAUACCUGUCACUUUUACAAAGGACAACAGGGUACAUAUUGGACCAAAAAUGGAAAUCCGUGUUGUCACUCUAGGAUUGGAUGGAGCUGGCAAAACAACUAUAUUGUUUAAAUUAAAGCAAGAUGAGUUCAUGCAGCCAAUUCCAACAAUAGGUUUUAAUGUUGAAACAGUAGAAUACAAGAAUUUGAAGUUUACUAUUUGGGAUGUAGGAGGGAAGCACAAAUUGAGGCCCUUGUGGAAGCAUUAUUAUCUCAAUACACAAGCGGUGGUGUUUGUAGUUGAUAGCAGUCACAGAGACAGGGUCGGUGAAGCACACAGUGAACUUGCAAAAUUACUAACGGAGAAGGAAUUGCGGGAUGCCUUGCUCUUGAUCUUUGCUAAUAAGCAGGAUGUAGCAGGUGCACUUUCAGUGGAAGAAAUCACGGAACUGCUGAGUCUCCACAAGCUCUGCUGUGGCCGUAGCUGGUAUAUUCAGGGUUGUGAUGCCCGAAGUGGUACAGGACUUUAUGAAGGAUUGGACUGGCUUUCAAGGCAGUUAGUGGCUGCUGGUGUCCUGGAUGUGGCUUAAGUUUACAGCAGCUGCAAUUUAAGGAUGUAGUUUACUGUUGUGUUUUGUUUGCACGAUUAGGAUGUUGUAGCCAGGUCUGCUGUCUGAAGAGGGGGUUUUAUUUAACUUGGUGGUUACAGAAAAAUAUAAGCCUUUAUCCUAGAUUGGAUAAUAGGUUCAGUAAACUUGUGCAGUUAAUAGCGGGUUUGAAAUUUGGUAUAUUUACAAGUAAUGGGAUGGGCUAGUUACAGGGGUGCCUUGUAAUUCUUUUUGGUGAAAUUUGAUUGUUAUAAUUUAAAAUUCUUCCCUGAUUAAAAAAAAAAAAAAAGCAUUGGAAUUCAUCUGAUGAUUUUAACAAGGUUACAGUACUUCAUUGGUGUCAGAAAAAGUUUGAAAUACUUUCCCAGGAAAAUAUUCCAAAAAUCCAUCUCAAGUUAUUAGAAUAGCCAGCUCUGUCUAUUAGUCAGAAAGAAAUGGUGCUACUCUUUAAAGAAUGCAUUCAGUUAAAGGUGGCAUUGAAAAUUACAUGCAAAUACACCACAAAAAGUAAAUGUUUCCCCCAUUAUUUGUUGGAUUUCCUGUUGAUUACCAGAAGGCAGCGUAACUUGGCAAAGAAAACUGAGAAUGGGGAACCAGUGUUGCAGGGCUAAGAAUUGGUGGCAUUGUUUAGCUAGUUGUUUUCUAGCUGGGGGGAAGGGUUAGUUGGUUGGUUUUUUUGUUAAUUGCACACAUGCUAAAUUAUUUAUGGACAGACUACAAUGAUAUUGAGGUGAAAGUGUUUCAUGCGUGCUUGGGGACCUAGUCUGCCUUCAGAAAUUAAGCUUAUCCUCAAGAAGUCAAUGAAGGUCAAAAAGAAAAACGACCAUACUUAAAAGAAGUAGUGCAGUGUAAUGUCAAUCCAGCUGUGUACUUCAUGUAGAAGUCAUGUUUCCAGAUUAAGGUAGUGGCCUUAAAAUACUAAAUAACACAAUGUAAAAGCAGUGUACACUAAUUAUAACUUUUACGUAGAAGAGCAGAUGGUAAAAUGUGAUAUAAACCUUCCAUAAUUAGAUUUUCAAUUCUCGCUGUACUUUCUACAUGGAACUGUCACCGAUGCCUCUAUUUUCGAAGAUUACUCAUGCACAAACCCAUGAAAUAUGGGUGUAGCACUGUUUAAAUUUAGAGAAGGUCGCAACGACUUAGUGGUGUCUCUUUUUCUGCUGCUCAUGUAACUCUGCUAACAAUUUUACCUGUCUGAUACGCGCAGCAGAAUCAUCUGGCCUCCUCUUUAAGUGCACACUAUUACCAGUUGAAGAAGCCAUGCCAUGGGCCUCUUCCUGUUGGUAGAGGAGUUACAAAGGGCACGGCCAAUAGCUCGAAACUGCUUAUUGUCACUUUUCUUACUGGAGUAGGGGUGAAUGGGAAGAACCAGAGAGUGGACGUGAGCAGUUGUUUCACAAUGGGUAGGUAUUUUUGCCACUCUGAAAAGUGUCUUUACCUGUGAGAAUUCUGAACCUCACCUGGCAAAGAACAUGUAUCUGUGGCUAUGGCUUUUAUUGAAAUAUUACUGAUUUUAUGUUGUUUUCCCACUACAUACCUUAGGUAAAGCCAAGAAUGUAUAAACAAAUAAUUUAGUACAUUUGCACUUUUCUUCAAGAGGAAGCAGUUAAGGUAGCAGUUAACUACUGCCUCAUAAUGACACUUAUUUGUAGUUUUCUCUUGUUCCUUAAAUUUUAUGUAAAUGGUGUUAAAUGCAGCUUCAGUUUCAGCAAGUCUAAUGACUUGAACAGUAGCUGGAAGAACACUAAGCUUUAAAGUAGUGAAAUGUUUGUGAAAUGGGCUUCAAUGCCUACCUGUGUAUGUAAGUUACUGAGAAAGGGGUAUUUAGUCUUUCUUCAGUCAACCUGAUAGAUUUGGGAACAGUUUACAGCAGAGUGAAGGGUGCUUUCUUGCACCUACCGACUAGAAAUGGUUGGUCCUUCCCAGCCUGUGACGUCUUGCGCGCUGGACAGUCGGCUGCCUGACCUGAGCAUCUGAACUGCAGAGCGGUCCCAGACCUCGUUGAGGCUGACUGUCCCUUCGUAGCUCUCUUUGAAAAAUUUGAACAAGUUCUGCUAAGCAUGGUAGAUACCUUUUCCUAGAAUAUUUUUAACAGAGAAGACAUGUAUUCUUUAGAAAAAUCCCACUUCUGCACUAUUAUUUUAGCUGGCUUAUGCUUCAGUUACACAUGCCUCUCAGUACAGUUCUGCUUUAAAAUGCUCAAGGUGACCAGUUUGGAUUUUUCGUAACAUUACAUUUGAGGGCAGAGUAAAAAGUCUCAUUCGUGCAUAUUUUUGAGUACAAAGGAUUGCUUGUGACACAUGGAAUGCUACCAUAAAAGUGUUUUUAAAUGGAAUUUAUUUAAGAUGACUUGAAGUAACUGUGAAAGUGUUGCAUUUGUCUGUGAACUCUUCAGUGUAAACAGGUACACUAAGAGGUUUAUUUGUAUUAUACAUCAAUACUACAUAUAAACUGCUACUGUUAUAAAUCUAAGCUUGUUUUACUGAACUUUAGGUUUUAGUGUGCUGAAUUAUGCAAUAUGUAAUCGGACUAUUUUCUCAACUAGAACUCACUCAAACAUUACUAACUAUGGGGAUUAUUUGAAAAGACCAAGUAACUUUUCAUAGAAUUUUGACUUAUUUGUGAAAUGGAGUAAAUACAACAUCCAGUGACUGUGUUGUGGCUUUCUUUAAAGAAUCUCAGCUCAAAAAUAGUAUGUCUAGGCUAACUGAAAAAUAAUGUUUUAUCACUUGAUAUGGUCUUACUCUGUGCUACUUUCAAAUUUAUUGUGGACUAUGUGAUACACGAGGGUUUUAUUCUGAAAUAGUCCUUAUUCUUAACUGUUGGAGUAGGUGUGGAUGUUAUGUAAAGAUUUCUUGAAAGAAAGGUCUCUUUUAGUGGAAACAGUUCAUGAGCUGCUGCAGUUUGAGUUGCCCAGAAAAUGAAUUCUUUUCAAUAAAAGUAUCUGAAACUUUGAGAAUUGAUUUUAAUAAACUUGCCUUUUUUUUGU